This is a messenger RNA of Arctia plantaginis, 1128 nucleotides long. NCBI's taxonomy places the organism in Eukaryota, Metazoa, Arthropoda, Insecta, Lepidoptera, Erebidae. The record is from the annotation of a GenBank genome assembly.
AUGGGGUUUCCCGCUGAGAAAUUAGAGGGUGUUUACAGGAAUCAUAUAGACGAGGUGUACAGGUUUUUAGAGAAGAAGCACAAGGACCAUUACAAGAUAUACAACUUAUGUUCAGAGAGGUCAUACGACGCGAGCAAAUUUCACGAAAGGGUGGCGAAGUACGCGUUAGAAGAUCACACGCCACCAAACAUGGAACUGAUCCAGCCGUUCUGCGAGGACGUGCACAAGUGGCUGUCGGAAGAUACAAGGAAUGUCGCAGCGGUACAUUGUAAAGCGGGAAAGGGACGCACAGGCACAAUGGUGUGUUGUUACUUACUGUACAGCGGGCAGAAGGCGACAGCGGAUGAAGCGCUCAAGUUCUACGGCACGAAGAGAACCCACGAUGAGAAAGGUGUAACGAUACCGUCACAGCGUCGGUACGUGGAGUACUACGCGGCGUUGUUGCGAUCAGGUCUGCAGUAUACGAAGACGAAGAUCCACAUACGAGAGCUGGUGAUGUCACCGCCGCCUAUGUUCAACGGGGGACAAUGUUCACCAGAGCUCACAGUGUCACAGGUGGAGGCGCCGUCGUUCAAGACGGGCGCGGGGUACGAGGUGGUGCGCGAGGGGGCGCGCGGGCGCGUGCGCGUGUGCCUGACGCACUGCACGCCGCUCGUGGGCGACGUGCGCGUCGACGUCUACAACAAGCACAAGAUGAAGAUGCGCAAGGAGAAGCUCUUCCACUUCUGGUUCAACACCUUCUUCGUGGCCGCCGAGCUCGGCGCCCAGCGCCUGCAGCCGCUCGACGACAGUCCGACGCUGGAGGCGUUUAAGCUGACGCUGAACAAGUGGCAACUGGACGAGGCUCACAAGGACAAACAACACAAACAUUACGCCGCAGACUUUAAGGUGGAGCUGAUCGUGCAAAAGAUGCCGGUGACGUCAACGUUCGUGGGCGCCGGUGCCCGCGCCACGUCCCCCCCCGCCUCGUCCUCGUCGUCGUGCUGCAGCGAGCCCGACACCGAGCCCGACACCAACUGGGACUCGGGUGAGGCUCUGCGUCACGUGCGCCACGCCUGGCGCGCGCUCCGCCCCUCCCGCGCCGCCCCCCUCGCCCGCCUCCCCCGCCUCCCGCUCGACACUCAGUGA